AUGGCCAGCAGAGGAGCCACAUUGAGAAGUGGUCGAGCACCGAGGAGUCAUGCGGCUGCCAGGGACGUGCCGACCACGGGGUCUGACUGGGAUCCCCCUGCUUCGAGAGGUGACGACCCCAAGCAGGAAGCCUUGCCUACCGGAAUGGAGGAAGGCGGCGCGCGUGGUCGGGAUGACCACCGCGGGAAUAAUCCAAACAACACCGGGAGCGCAGCCGCUGCAGCCAGGCGCGCUCGUAGAAGCUUAAGCUUGAAUAGUUUGAAUAGGUAUAUGGUAGACACUGAGAUUAAUAGUGUCUAUAGAAGCUCUGUGAAUGAUGCACAGACUGUUGUUACUGAAACUAAGGAACUCAUUACAUCCUUGAUGGAUAGGUUAAGUAGAAUUGAGAAUGCUAUUAAUAUGAAUGGUAGCAUUUUUGAGGUUUCCCGUGCACCAGAGGACUCCGAUAACAGUCACGGUCGCGAAGAAUCGCAGGAAAUUACAAUUGAUAAUGAUUACUUACAAAUUCAGGAAAUGGAAAGGAAACUCACUGAAAUGAAGAAGGCAUACACGAGACGAUAUCAAUCCAUUGAAGUUCAACCGAAAACUGAGAGACGUGGUAUAUCCACCACUCCCAUGUCUCAUGAUGUCGAAGAUCUUAUCACGCAAGCGGCGCGUCAACAAACGCAGGCUAGACGGACAGAGGCUAUUAAGCCUAGCAACCAGUUACCCGCGGAAAGUUUACUCGGACAGCUUCUGGCCAACCCGAAAGGUAAUAGCGGCAAGGAGCAUGCCGAGUUAAGCGCCCGAGCACUGGGACCGUUGGACACCGAGGGACACAUAAUAAAUCCCGCGAGAUUCAAACCGUUACCGCCUACAGCCCCGGAUAAGUAUCAUGGCGAUGCAGACUUUAUGAAAUUUUACAAAUACAUUACUCAGUGUGACAGAUUUUGUAAAGAGGCUGCAUUACCUCCCCAGGAUCAAGUAGUGAAAUGUGCUGAUUACCUCGCCGGAAAAGCAUACAAAUUCUACUCUACAAUGGUGUCCAUAAGUGUAGACUCCUGGGACAGGCGACGAUUCUUUACUGAACUUUAUAAUUAUUGCUUCCCACCCGAUUACAGACUGAAACAAAGAAAGAAACUCGAGAAGUUUUCUCAAGGAUCAAUGACUGUGGCUGAGUAUGCUGCCGAAUUAUUGAUUUUAUUCCGCAUUGUGGGAAAGUCUACUCCUUCGCAACGCGUAGAUCGUUUGUGGAACGGAUUGAAACCUGAAUUACAAUCCGCCCUUUGGAAGGAAGGCCUCGACUACGAGCAAAACACGUGGGAUGAAGUCAUUAGAAUUGCUACUCGCUAUGAAGUUGCGCAUGAAAUUGAAAGAAAUCAACGACAAUAUAUAAAAUACAAUAAGCAAUACUAUGUUUCUGGUAAAUAUGACUACAAGACACAUGAUAACAACUAUGGUGUAAAUAAUGACGACGAGCCGAGUGACAGUGAUCAUGGUCAACUUUCAUCGGGGGGAACAGAUGAUGACUCAGAUCAAGACAAGGAAGACAAGGUGUUAGCUUUACCUCAGGAUUCAAAUGUGAAAGCUAGCGGAUAUAUCCGAAAUGCCCAAAUUAAAUGCUACAGAUGCGGGAAAACUGGGCAUAUCGGACGUCACUGCAGGAAUGUUCGCCGAAACAUCUCGUCUACAUAUAACGAGUCACCGAGUGUAAGCAACCGUGACCGUGCGCUCGAUAGUAAUAGCGAGAAUGAGCACCACGGAGCAACAGACCAGACUGCCAGUGGUUUGGGAUCAUAUUUCAUGGAAGUUGAAGUGGCUAUGUGUGACAUUGCAGACACAGGGUUGAACACAGAUAUUUACAGUUACAGUGACCACUCUGCUAUUGAUACUACGGCCUCACAAGGAACUAAUGUCGAACUGAGCGAAUUACACGUUAAUCAAAUCCUCGUAUCCGAAGAUUUGGAGGGCGGGUGGACACAACUUGCACAAACCGUGACAGCCCAACUUCAGGAUGAAGAUGUUGACCUCAAGCCGGAGAAAAUUGCUACAUCCCUUUUUGAUGCAGAUUCUUUGGUUAAACAAGGUAUCGAGUGUCAGAAAUCUUGCCCUAUCGAGUUCACCCAUGAAAGCGGCGACAUAAGUCAUUCCUUUGGAAUGCCUGGAGGGCAGGUUAUCGAACUGCGUCUCCCUCCUUUGCCCAUUAAUAUACCAGCCGAAGCAAAGUUCGAUUCGAUUCAAGCUCGCCGUAGUACUGCUAAUAACAUGAGCCACGGUGCCGCGCAAGCCUCUCCUCCUCCUGUAGUAUGGCGCCCGGACGAUAAUCAACGGCCAGCUCCAUCUCAUCCGGGAUCUAGUGAGAUAUAUCGUCCUGAUAUCUUGCAGACCAUUGAAAAGAGGAUCGCGGAACUUGACAAGGAGCUGCGGGAAUUGAGCCUCGAUGUCCAUGCACACCCUGAGCUGGGGUUCGAAGAAAUCCACGCGCACGACGUGUACACCUCAUUCCUCGAGAAGCACGGCUUUGAAAUGACGAGGAACUUUCAUCUGAAAACUGCCUGGCAAGCGGUUUUCCAACAUGGUAGUGGAGGGAGAGUCGUUGGAAUCAACUCGGAGAUGGAUGCGCUUCCUGGUAUUGGCCAUGCUUGUGGACAUAAUUUGAUAGGAAUAUCAGGCGUUGCUGUCGCAUGUGCUAUCAAAGCCGCUAUGGAGAAACACGAUAUUUCUGGCAAGAUCAUUCUUCUGGGUACACCAGCUGAAGAAGGCGGAGGUGGCAAAGUCAUUCUCCUCGAUAAAGGCGCAUACAAGGAGAUGGAUAUUUGCUUAAUGUCACACCCUGCACCUGGUCCUGUUGGGUCUGUAAGCUUGUCGGGUUCCCUUGCGAUUCAGCAAAUUACUGCAGAAUAUCGUGGUCAUACUGCUCAUGCAGCCCUUUCGCCAUGGGAAGGAAAGAACGCUUUAGACGCGGCCGUCCUUGCAUACACCAAUGUCUCGGCGCUGCGCCAGCAGCUGAAGCCUACCGUACGCGUACAUGGUAUAUUUGAAGGCAAAGACUGGGCAGUCAAUAUUAUUCCUGACUAUGCAAAAUACAAAUGUCUUGUCCGAGCACCCACUUUAAAGGAAUUAAAAGUAGCCGUGGCCAAGGUUUUGCCGUGCUUCAAAGCAGCGGCUUUGGCUACCGGAUGCGAAGUGACUAUCGAGUCUCCGAUGACUUUGACGGAGAUUCGACAGAAUCGCGCGUUAGGUUCUGAAGUGGCCAACGUCGUCGUAAAUAAAUAUGGGGCCAUUGACUACGAAUGGGGCAUCAAAAGCGCUUCAACCGAUUUCGGUAAUAUCACGUAUGCCCUUCCGUCCCUCCACCCAGGCUUCGCCAUUCCAACCGUCAUAAACGGAGGUAACCACACUAGAGAUUUCGCAGCGUCAGCAGCGACGAUGGAGGCACAUUACGCUACACUUGAUGUAUCAAAGGCGUUGGCGGCGGCAGGUGUGAGGGUAUUGACUGACGAGGAGUUCUUUAAGGAGGUCCGAAGAACGUUUGAAGAAGAUAUGAAGGAAUACAAUUCAGAUUAG
Messenger RNA from Psilocybe cubensis, 3546 nucleotides. RefSeq lists its product as uncharacterized. The transcript is spliced from 17 exons. The coding region runs from base 1 to 3546 and encodes 1181 amino acids. Gene Ontology annotation, molecular function: dipeptidase activity; nucleic acid binding; zinc ion binding. NCBI's taxonomy places the organism in Eukaryota, Fungi, Basidiomycota, Agaricomycetes, Agaricales, Agrocybaceae. The record is from RefSeq and is a predicted model, not a curated record.